GUGAAACAAUUUCCUAUUCAUAUGGGAGAAUUAUGAUGUAACUGUUAUGAAAGUAAAAAAUAAUAAUAAUGAACGGUAGAACAUAGUUUUUCAGUAUUUAUAGUUUAGUGGCUAUUUGGUUGUCCUAUGUGAGUACUAUAGAAUAUUGCAAUGCUAUCUGUAGAAUGCUCUGAUGUUGCUGCCUUCUGCUGGAGCGGCACUACCCCGACUACCCGUGCUGUGAUGGCGAGGAAACCCCGUUGACAAGGCACUGCUUUUUCAUGACGCACAGAAAAUAAAGGGUGGUGGUUAAUUAAUGAUUCCAUGCUGGCUGUCAGAAGGCUGUGUCAUGGAUGAUGAGGACGAUCGCCGUCUUCUGGAUAUUAUAGGAGAUGUGCAGGCAUUGAACGACUACCUCCACGGCUCCACCAACAAGUCUAUUGGGGAGGAUGACGUGACGAACGCAGCGUACGGUUCUGCUGGAACCUUCUUCACUAGUAACACUGCUGGCUCUAACUCCGGCCUCAAAGAUGGAGAGUUUGAGGAUUCAGCGGGGGCGGGCCUCCAGCUUUCCAGCAGCCUAUCGUUCAUUGAGGAUGAGCUGGGGGGAGGAGCCUCUCCAGGAGGAAUGGAUCUUGGUGGAGGAGAGGACCAGCCCUUUGACAUCCUGCAGAAGUCUCUCAUGGAGGCAGACAUCACUGAACAGACUCUGGAACAGGAGGCCAUGCUAGACUCCCAACGACCACCCCCUCCGGCCCUCUCCCCAUUCCCCGCCCAGCUGGUCUCGGGGGGGUACAGCGGCGGGGUCACCACGGCGACAGCAGCGUUUCCCAGUGGUCAGUUCCUCCAGGGCGUAUCCCAGGUGUCCCAGCUGCCCAAUGGCCAGGCAGGGGGGCACAUCCAGGUGUUGGGGUCCUUCGGCGGGGGAGGGGUCCAACAGAUCCUCCUCCGGCAGGGUGGGGGGAUAGGGGGGGUGGUGGGGGGAGUAUCAGCAGGGGGGCAGGUGUUCGCCGCCUCCUCCCCAGGGGGCCAGGUGAACCAGGUGGGCAUGCCCUUUAAAAACAUCCCCCUGCAGAACAUCAUAAUCCAGAGAGGACCAGGGGGUGCCCAGGCCCUGGUCAGACCUAUCCAGCCCAAACCCCUUCAAGCUGGGGCUCAGACAGUCUACAGCCUUGGACUCCAGACCACGACCACCACCAUGGUUAACACUGCGGCCCAGGGACACUACACAGCUAACGGCUCCAUCCUGGUCCACUCUCCGCUAGGGCAGCAGAACCAGGGACAACAAGGCCAGGCCAACCUGCCCCCAGGGCAGUAUCUGGUCCACCACAAUGGCUCCUCAGAUCCAUCCCAAUCAACCAUGCUAGCCAAUCAGAACACAGUGCAGCUUGUCACCGGGCAGAACUUCACGGCGACGGCGGGAGGUCAGCUAAUCCAGGUGGGAGGCGGUCAGGUGGGAGUAGGAGCAGCCAUGACCCAAACAUGGCAGAGUUUUCCUGGUACUAGCCCUGCCCCCAUCCAGGCGGCAUCAAAUCAGGGGUGUCUGACGCUGGUUGGCACGGCGAGCGCAGGGGUUGGAGGUCAGGUGUCGGGCAGCCCAGUUCAGCGCCUCGUAGUGACUCAGAACAGCAGCUCCCUCUCCCCCCUGUCUCUCUCUGGUACAGGUACUGGUACUGCCACACAGGAAGAGGAUUACACACAGGCUCAGACACAGCUCGUCAACCUCCUUGGAAACAAAGCUGUGAAAACAAUGACCUCCAUGAGCCAAGACUCCCUGCUAAACACACAGGUCAGCGCUCAGAAGAGGCCGGCACCUCAGCAGCUCACCAGAGGAGGAAUGAUGCUACAGCAGUUGACGAUGGAUCGUUCAGGGGUUCUGUCACCUGACAUCGCCCGCUUCACCUCAUUGGACGACGCACUGCACAGACUCCUCCCCUACCACGUUUUCCACGGAGCUCCGCCCAACAAAGAAGAGUUUUCUCAAGUGGAUGAUGAGUUUGAGUCGAUGGCGACUCAGGUGUUGAAGAGAACCCAGGUUAUGAUCAACAAAUACAGACGACUGCUGAUGGUGGAGGCUGAGCGCUCCAGCCCUUCCUCAGAGAUGGUGAUGAUUGACAGGACCUUUAACCAAGAGGAGCACCAGAACCUGACACAGGACAAACGUAUGGUACUGGUGGACCCAGAUGGCUUCUUGGAAGAUUUCUGUUGUGGGGUGAAGCCGUCUCCCCUCUCUCCCCCCUGCCUCCCCUUGGACCCUCUAUCCUCCCCCUCGUCCAGCCACGGCUGUAGACAGACAGUGAGGGGGGUGACCACAGACACCCCUUACAGGACAGACCCCCAGUCGGGCUAUGGAGGCCCGGGUGGAGGCGGGAGAGGUAGUGGGGGAGGAGGGGGAGGAGGAAUAGACUCUUAUAAGAGUAUCAUUGACCUGAAGAGGACUCAACAAAGCAACUAUGGAAACAAAGCUGCCUCGAGCAACAACAACAACAGCAGCAACUAUCACCUUGGAAACGUUGCUGCUACAGCCACAGCGGCAGUGUCGACAGGGAUGGAACAGACUCAGUACCUGUCCUCCUCUCACCCCCAGGCCCCCCUUCCCCUCCCUCCCACCCCGCCCGACACAGACUCGGUUCUAGAGGCAGCCGUCAACAGCAUUCUAGAAUGUUAGACAGACAGACAGACAGACGUGCCCAUCACUCUAUCGUUCCAUUUCUCCAUCUCUCGCAUCCUCCCAUCCUUUCCCCCCAGCUCGCUCCAGGGAUGACAUGUUUGUUCUUUAUUUUCUCCUUCUCUCUCUCAUUGUCAGUCCAGUUCAACCAGCUCUGAAUUAGUUACAGCCAUAGAAAUAUAAUCUAGAUUGUAUUUCUAUGGUUACAGUAUUAUGUUUACUGUAGGACAGCCAGGGGUCAUGACCUCUGUGACAUCAUAUCCUGUUGGGUGUGAGUGGGGAGAGGAUGCAAAGAUUGUCUAUUAUAUUGACAAGAUAGUCGAUUGACCUCUAACAAUGGAAGUACAUGUCCUCAAAGAUGGAAGGCAGGUGGGAGGAGGCGAGAUCAGGUACGACUAUUUUAGCCAAUGAGAGGGCAGAUACGCGUGUGAACAACAGGCGAUAGAGAUGGAUGGAGGACUCAUCUUUGUGUCUGUGACAGCACAGGCAGCGCCAUUGAGGCUACCUCCAUUUUAAAGUAGUACAUUUUCUUCUUCUUCAUUGGCUGAUUGCUCCCAACUCAGGAAUCCCCACUGAGUUGACUACUUUAAAAUGGUGGAAGCCCCAAUGGCCACUUUAAAACGAGUUAUAUCCAUGAUGAGUCUGCUAUAUAUCUCUAUGACAACAGGUACAACUCGGAUAUAAAGUCGUUUUUUUCCAAAGUUGCCGAAAUGCCACGUCCACGUCCACUUAUAUCAGUGCAUUCGUAACAACCUAACCAUUGCAAAACGUAUAUUGGAUCAAAUAAGCCUCAUGUAGCAAAUUAGCAAUUACAUUUUUUGUUGACCAAAUUCGACACCGUCUCUCAUUGACCUCUAUACAAAAAUUCCUCAAUUCCUGAACCCCAAUGUUAGGCCACGUCCCACAAUGCUGAAGUUCAGGGAGGAGGAAGAUGAUGAUUCUGUGCCUGAGAAAUUCUAUGUUGUCCUUGAAAUGUUUACAUUUUUAGUCAUUUAGCAGACGCUCUUAUCCAGAGCGACUUAGUGAGUGCAUACAUGAAGAAGCCUUGUAAGAAAUGGCCUUUAAUUUUUGCACUUGACAUUACACACCUACACAUAAAAUACAAUAGUAAUUGAUGGUUUUUGUGUUCUCUACUUUUCAUAGUAAAGUCAAGCCAGAGAGACUCACUCCCACUCAAGAGUGUCUAUAUAACGACUAAACAAGCAGCUUUUGAUUUUCUGUCAGUUUUGUCAUUUUAUCUUAUUUGGCAUUUUUAUUUUGUACCUUAAAGGUAUGUGACGCCCCUCCGCACUCACAUUCACUCUCGUCGGCGUGUAUUGGUGUUGGGGGGGAGCUAACUCCUCAGAUUGAGGGAGAAAUGUUUCGACAUGUUUAUCUUUUUUUUUUUUUUAUAAAUCACUAUUUGUGUGGUUAGGGAUGUGUGUCCCAGCGAAGUCAACACGCAACCAUGGUAACACGUUUCAUGAGAUUUAACGACCCUGGAAGGUCAUGGGUUGUACGUGUAUGUCUCUGCGUACGUGUGCUGGACGAAUGUUACUCAUUACUUCGCCCACUUAAGUUUCCUCUCCUUCAUUCUGUCCAUCACUUCACUCAAUCCUCCUCUCCCUCCCAACAGUUAAACCCCAAUCAACAGGAGAGAGGGAGGAGAGAAGUGUCUGUAAACUAUGCUCAUAAAUUGACUGAAUGAACAGGCUGAAGGCCUUAGAGAGAACACAGCUGUCUGUUCUACAGUUUGUCUUGUGUCUUGUGAGUGAGGCCUUCUCAACCCUCUGUAUUUCAGCCCUGGUCCUGAGGACCCGUAUGUCUCUAAUGACACCCUAUGCCUGUGAUAGUGCACUACUUUUGACGAGCUUAUGUGGCUCUGAUCAAAAGUAGUGCACUUUAUGGGGAACAGUCAUUUCACUCAGGAGUGCCUAAGGACUUGGGUUGAUAUACUAGGCUCUUUCUGCCAAGGAGUGACACAUUUUUACUUCAUUACCCUCAUUUUCACUGUUUACUUUUGUUUGUCUCACUCUGUACAUGAUUUGUAUAGUUUUUUUUAUAUAUAUAUAUAUAUAAAAAAUGAAACAAUAUUGAUACUUUUUUGUAAAGGAAAAAAAAGAAUGUAAAACAUGAGAAUUAAGUUGUUUUUUUGUAUUCUGUUGGCAAUGAAGUGUUCCAAAAGAAAUCGUUACAAAAAUACUGUCAGUUCAGUUUUAGUUUGUGUGUUCACUACAACAGAAAGAGAAAAGUCAAUAAUAAAUUCAUUUGGAAUACAAUCAUAAA
Molecule: messenger RNA, 4912 nt
Organism: Coregonus clupeaformis (lake whitefish)
Lineage: Eukaryota; Metazoa; Chordata; Actinopteri; Salmoniformes; Salmonidae
Product: BRD4-interacting chromatin-remodeling complex-associated protein-like
Exons: 13
Coding region: 296-2647 (783 amino acids)
Biological process (GO): positive regulation of DNA-templated transcription
Cellular component (GO): SWI/SNF complex
Source: RefSeq, a predicted model, not a curated record